UUGGCAUGUACACUUUCACGCAAAAAGUAAUCAACAUCAACGACGCCGAUUUGCUCAGGGACAUAUUUGUCAAGGACUUUCACGUAUGGCCACAUCACUUGGACUUUCACCUUGGUACGUCUAAACUCGAUAAGAGUCUGUUUUUUAUGCCCGGGAAUGACGACUGGAAACGCCAGCGAUCUAUACUGUCGCCGGUGUUCACGUCGGGUAAACUGCGGGCAAUGAUGGCUCACAUAUCGCACAUUUCCGACAGAUUUAUACAAAGUUUGUCUCAACACGAAGUAUCAGGUAAAGCCAUAGACAUACGCAAACACGUGGGGGCUUUCGCUAUGGGCGUGAUCUCCCGGUGCGGGUACGGCAUAGACGUGGAGUCCAUCAAAAACCCUAACCAUCCGCUGGUACUCAACGCCCGCAAGAUAUUGAGUGUCGACGCGAGCGUUGGUAUCGUCGUGUCGGCGCUGUUCCCGGCGUUGGGACGGCUAAUAGGCGCCGAACCCUUCGAUAUGAGCGCCUGUCGUUAUUUCGACGACUUGACCAAAAAGAUCAUCGAUGAACGUAAACUACAUAAUAAUCAUAAAACUGAUAGUAUUUCUAAACGUCGCACAGAUUUCAUACAAUUGAUGAUAGACUCGGAAAAGUCGGACAAAGAUUUCGGAUACGACUCUAUCAGUGAUAGGGAACCGGACGACAAAAGCGCUGAACAGACAUUUAAAAAGCCAUCAGGGACAUUGUCUAUUGAUGAAAUGGUAGCCCAGGGAAUCCUAUUUUUCAUCGCCGGCUACGAUACUACCAGUGCUGCCCUAACUCACGCCAUAUACUACCUGUCCCUCCAUCCGGAGUGUCAACAGAAACUGUACCUCCGACACCGAUACACCUACUGGAGUCGCCACGGUGUACCCGGCAAAAAUUACUUUGACAUUACUCAAUUAUUUAAAUACACCCACGAAUAUGACCAUGACAAUACACGCAAAUAUGGUCGUGUAUACGGCAUGUACACCAUAUCGGGCAAUACUAUCAUGAUAAACGACCCUGAACUACUUCGGGACAUAUUCAUCAAGGACUUUCACGCGUUUCCCGACCAUAUUAACAAUAUUCACUUCGGUAGUUCCCAUUUGAGCAAGGGGCUAUUUUUCCGAAAAGGUGGUGAUGAUUGGAAAAGGAUCCGGAAUAUAAUUACCCCGGCGUUUACAUCCGGGAAAUUACGAGCAAUGAUGGGACCCAUAUCGGACAUAACCAACCGGUUGGUGGAUAUGCUUGUGAAGUACGAAAGGACA
Molecule: messenger RNA, 1274 nt
Organism: Oppiella nova
Lineage: Eukaryota; Metazoa; Arthropoda; Arachnida; Sarcoptiformes; Oppiidae
Source: the annotation of a GenBank genome assembly